CCAGAUCACACCGUGCCGGCCCGUCCGCCCGCUUUGGUCGUCUGUCGUCACACCCCACCUCCCCAACAAAACAUCUCGCCGCUAGGAUAGCGAGGCAGCUCUGCCUUAUUGCAAGCUAAGCUUCCGAUUUACUGAUUAAUUGUGCGUUAAUUUCCCACUAAACCACUGUCGGUCGCCGCCGCUUCACAUCCAGCUCGGUGGGCGGCCUUAGAGAGAGAGAGAGAGAGAGAGAGAGAGAGAGAGAGAGAGAGACCGAGGCAGCCUGGGAUCCGGUCGGGCGGUCGAUGCUACGGCCGGUGUCGGGUGUCGCCGGGGCAUGGCUAGCCAGGCUGCGCGGCGAGGAGGAGUGAUGAGGCCACCGAGCAGCGGCGUGCGCGCGGCGGCCGCGCGGUCGCCGGCCGCCUCGUUCCUGCUGGCCGCUGCGGCCGUGGCCGCGCUCGUCGGCGGGUUCUACUUCUGGCUGGUGGUCUCGUCGUUCCGGCUCCCCGACUCGGGCGACGCCGGGUGUCGCCCCGACGGCGAGGGGUCGUGGGCGGUCGGGAUGUUCUACGGCAGCAGUCCCCUCGCGCUCCGCCCCAUCGAGCUGGAAGGGAGAAGCAAUGGCAACAGCUCGGCGUGGCCGGUAGCAAACCCCGUGCUGACAUGCGCGACCGCGACGGAGGCGGGGUACCCGAGCAACUUCGUUGCUGACCCGUUCCUCUACAUCGAGGGGGAUACACUAUUUCUUUUCUUUGAAACAAAAACAACAACCUCAAUGCAAGGUGAUAUUGGAGUUGCAAGAAGCUUUGACCAAGGUGCGACGUGGGAAUUUCUUGGCAUCGCUCUAGAUGAGGCAUGGCAUCUGUCAUAUCCUUUUGUGUUCAAGUAUGAGAAUGAGAUUUAUAUGAUGCCAGAGGGAAACAAAAAGAAGGAGCUGCGCCUUUAUCGUGCUAUUAAGUUUCCCCUUGAAUGGACAUUGGAGAAGGUUCUUGUCAAUAAGCCACUCAUUGAUGCCUCAUUAAUCCAAUUUGAGGGAUAUUGGUGGCUAUUUGCCUCUGAUUUUACACGGCAUGGCGUUGAGAAGAACGCAGAGCUUGAGAUUUGGUACAGUAACUCUCCUCUUGGUCCUUGGACUGAGCACAAGCAAAAUCCUAUCUACAAAUCAGACAAAAGUCUGGGAGCUCGAAAUGGUGGGAGGCUCUUUGUUUUUGAAGGGUCAUUAUAUCGCCCUGGUCAGGAUUGCAGUGGUACUUAUGGUCGGAGGGUUAAGUUGUACAAAGUUGAAAAGUUAAGCAAGGAAGAAUACAAAGAAGUCCCCGUAAAUCUUGGGAUAGAUGAACCAAAGAAAGGGAGAAAUGCAUGGAAUGGCAUGAGGUUCCAUCACAUGGAUGCGCAACGACUUGCAUCUGGUGCAUGGAUUGCUGUGAUGGAUGGUGAUCGAGUCCCUUCAGGCGAUUCAACCAGACGUUCGCUCAUUGGUUACAUAGCUUUCCUGCUGGCCAGUGCCCUUGUCAUUUUUGUGGGUUUUAUGAAAGGUGCAAUCACUUGCUACAUUCCUUCCAGUUUAUGGGUUCCUCUUACAAGGAGAACAGAAUUACCCCGCAUCUUCUCUGUGCACCGCUUCAACCAGAAAGUCCGCAGAUAUUCUACCAGUAUCAGCAGAUAUAUCUCUGCGGCCAAAACUAAGCUCGGUGAAAAGACCUGGUCCAACAUGCUUUUCUUCUGCGUAGUUGCUCUAUUUACUAUUGUGAAUGUCUGCAUUGCCGUGCAUUUCUUAUACGGUGGCAAUGGUGCUGAAGAGGCAUAUACGUAUCAAGGGCAACACUCUCAGUUCACCAUGGUCACAAUGACAUACGAAGCUCGACUCUGGAAUUUGAAAGUAUUCAUUGAACACUACUCCAGAUGUGAAUCAGUUAGGGAGAUAGUUGUUGUCUGGAACAAAGGUAACCCUCCAAGCAGUGACGCUUUUGACUCUACUGUGCCUGUGAGGAUACGAGUUGAGGAGAUCAAUUCUCUUAACAACAGAUUCAGGGUCGAUCCUCUGAUAAAGACCCGUGCUGUUUUUGAACUGGACGAUGACAUCAUGAUGACUUGCACUGACUUAGAGAAAGGGUUUAGGGUCUGGAGAGAACACCCUGAACGGAUGGCGGGCUUUUACCCCCGGAUGAUAGAUGGCAACCCUCUGCAAUACAGGAACGAGAGGUAUGCUAGGGGUAAGAACGGCUACAAUCUGAUACUCACAGGUGCUGCCUUCAUGGACAGCGAGUUCGCUUUCAAGACUUACUGGAGCGAGAAAGCUCGUGAAGGGAGGGACUAUGUGCACAAGAACUUCAACUGUGAGGACUUGCUCAUGAAUUUUUUGUAUGCGAACGCAAGCUCCACAAGGACUGUGGAGUAUGUCCACCCUGCGUGGGCUAUCGAUACAUCCAAGCUUUCUUCCGUGGCCAUUAGCCGGGACACCCAGAAACACUACGAUAUCAGAACAGAUUGCUUGGCAAAGUUCUCCUCCAUCUAUGGCCCCCUCCCUCAGAAAUGGGAGUUCGGCAUGCGUGAAGAUCAUUGGGACAAAUAGGAUGGCAAUGGUGGUACACAACGGACUGGUUAAACCUUUUUUUGUUAAUCCCCUAGAAAGUUUUGUAGCUUGGGGUCUACGGUGAAGUUUGUAGGUCCUUUGGGCAGAAGUGCCCUUGGUUUGUGAUGUACCUAUUAUAUUCGCCUAGAAGCUUAGAAUCUGAUCAGGAAUUCAGGAUAGACAAUUGUUCAAAAGUUUUUGAAGUUAAUGCUGAAACAGACCAAAGGCAGUGCAGUAUCUGUGAAUUGUGAAAGGCAGAGACAGAGAGGGAAUUUGGAGACUGCAUAGGGAUUAGUGGGUAGGAAGUUCAGACUUCAGAUUGUUGGGUUCCCUUGUCUCUGCAGUUUGUGUACAUGUCUUCCUUUCUAAGAUUGGACUAGCGUGUUGUGUGAUUUUUUACCGUAAGAAUUCUUUUUACAGCUCGUAGUGUUUUUUUAUUUCGGUCUAAUGAGGACUUUCUGAACCAUUGGC
Messenger RNA from Zea mays, 3022 nucleotides. RefSeq lists its product as uncharacterized. Gene Ontology annotation, molecular function: glycosyltransferase activity. Bases 317 to 2551 code for a protein of 744 amino acids. NCBI's taxonomy places the organism in Eukaryota, Viridiplantae, Streptophyta, Magnoliopsida, Poales, Poaceae. The record is from RefSeq and is marked validated. The transcript has 4 exons. Gene Ontology annotation, cellular component: membrane.